UAAUUCCUUACCAUAUUCAAGUUGAUCUAAGAAAUUUUAAUCGGAUAUGUUCGAUUAUGGUUAAAUACGUAACUAAUACUUUUAUAAACGAAUAUAAAUUGUUUAGGAGAUGACACAUGAUAAACUUGAGUGAAAUUAAUUCAUGAUACCAAAUACUUACAAUCUACAAUUUUAUCCUCAGGAACAGGAAAUACCGUACGAUGAAGAUUUCGAAAAUGUGCCGAUGGUAAAACCUAUACGAAUUGUACAAUUCAUAUUACUGGCUUCCCUCAUUGCCUUAACCAUCUACACAUGCUUCAAUAAAUCUCCUUACACAGAAAUAGACAAAAUUCUUUUGUUUUUGGCAUUUGGUACAUUUCUCUUCAUAACAUUUAUUGAUAUUAUCAGCCAACUUGGUGGCGAUCCAAUAACGGAAACACCGAUGUUCCUAUUCGGAGUAGUCGGUGCGGUAAUCAUAUUACUAGCUGCGUUCCAAAUUUUUAGUGUUACUAGAAGAGAGGAAGUGAAUGAUACUUGGAAACUCAUGACGGCGAUUGUUUUAUCCGUGAUUGCUUCUAUCGUAUAUCUAAUCGACGUUCUUUUAAUCUUCUUGUACGGAUAUUGAACAAAUUUUAUUACUUUUACUCGAAUCUCUAUAUAAAAUUUAUUUGUACCAAGUUUAUGAUUCAUAAAAAGAUAAUACGAGCACGUAUAAUAAAAGUUUCAUUUCAAUUGAUUAUAAAUACAAUCAUUGAAAAAAACCAUUCG
This is a messenger RNA of Vespula pensylvanica (western yellowjacket), 747 nucleotides long. RefSeq lists its product as uncharacterized. The transcript has 3 exons. The coding region runs from base 143 to 604 and encodes 153 amino acids. Lineage: Eukaryota; Metazoa; Arthropoda; Insecta; Hymenoptera; Vespidae. The record is from RefSeq and is a predicted model, not a curated record.